AUGGCCCAAAGGAAAGAACUCAAAGAGCUGACAUUGAAGGAAAAGGUUGAUCUUCUACAUUUUCUGGAAAGCAGCAGCCAAACAAAGACGGCGGAACAUUUUGGUGUUAGCAAAACCACAGUUAGCAAUAUCCAAAAACAUAAACAUGAGUACUUGAAGAGAUAUGGUAAGGAAAGAGGAGACCUACAGUGGAAAAGAAGGAAAACUUUCCUUGAUGAAGUCAAUAAAGCUACAUUAAGUUGGUUCAAACAACUGAGGACAGUUAAUGCCCGAAUCUCCAGGCCAAUGAUCCAAGAAGUUGCUAAAAAAUUCACACAGGAAUUUGGGGUGGCAGAUUUCCAAGCAUCAAGUGGUUGGCUCAAGAAAUUUAAACUGUGUCACAAGAUCUCCCAGAAAGUGUUGUGUGGUGAAUCCAAUGAAGUUCCACUAGAAGUUGUGGAAGAGUUCAUCAAUAAGUUCCCUGACUUGGCCAGAGGCUUCAAAGAUGAUGAAAUCUUUGACGCUGACGAGUGCGGACUCUUUUUCAAGGCGAUGCCUGACAGGAGCCUCAUCACGAAGGGUGACAAAUGUAAGAGAGGAAAACUUUCUAAAGAACGUUUCACAGUUCUGCUUUGUGCUAGCUCAACCAGAGAGAAACUAAAGGCCUUGGUAAAUGGUAAAUCGGCAAAGCCACGUGCACUCAAGAACCUGAAGCCCGAAGACCUCCCUGUCACUUGGAGAUCAAACAAAUGUGCAUGGAUGACUGGUGCCCUAUUUAAGGAGUGGAUAAGGGGUAUCGAAGAAAUGAAGAAGAAGAAACUAUCUAUUCUACUGACAGUAGACAACUGUCCUGGCCACCAGCAAGUGAAUCAUCUCACAAACGUGACACUGAAAUUUCUGCCUCCAAACACAACCUCAAAAACCCAACCUCUUGACCAAGGCAUCGUCAAAACAUUUAAAAUACACUACCAAGCCCAGCUCCUGCAGUGUGUUAUUACUAAAACAUAA
This is a messenger RNA of Protopterus annectens (West African lungfish), 987 nucleotides long. Its product is annotated as tigger transposable element-derived protein 6-like. Gene Ontology annotation, molecular function: DNA binding. The record is from RefSeq and is a predicted model, not a curated record. NCBI's taxonomy places the organism in Eukaryota, Metazoa, Chordata, Ceratodontiformes, Protopteridae. Gene Ontology annotation, cellular component: nucleus. The transcript has a single exon. Bases 1 to 987 code for a protein of 328 amino acids.